AUGGCGCUGAACAGGAACCACUCGCAGCAGGGCGGCGUCGUCGUCCCCAAUGCCGAGAGCGUUCUCAAGCAGUGCAAAGAUGUGGAGCUCUCCUUCAGUGACGUGGCGGGGAAGCCUGAGGCCUUCAAGGGCACCAAGAAAGGAAUGCUGUACCUCACUCCUUACAGGAUGAUCUUUGUGUCGAAGGGCAAGGAUCCCAUGCUGUCUUUCAUGAUGCCAUUUUAUUUGGUGAAAGGAUGUUCUAUUGAGCAGCCCGUUUUCUCUGCCAAUUACAUCAAAGGACAGAUUCAGGCUGAGGCAGGAGGUGGCUGGGAAGGGCAAGCAACAUUUAAACUGACUUUUAACAGCGGCGGAGCCAUUGAGUUUGGACAGUUGAUGUUCAAAGCUGCUUCCAGUGCUUCCAGCGGAGCCCCUCUGCAGAGCCCUGGCUACGGCUACAUGCCCGUGCCCGGGGCUUACUCGCCCGUGCCAGGGGGCUACGCUCCUGCACCAGCAAACGGACCCUAUCCCUACAUGGCACCACCCGUGUACGCCUAUGGACCAGCGGCACAGCCCGUGGGAUACCCCUAUGGCCAGCCUCCAGGUAUUUACCCACCGCUCMCAAACCCGAACCCUGUGUAUGUGCCACCUCCUCCCCCGUAUGCUGGGCCUUCUCCUGCAGGACCUUCAGCCCCUUCAGCUCCCACAGCCUGSGUGGCCCCAGGGAUGCCAGGUGGCAGUAAGGCCACGGAAGCGACUUCCAGCGCGUAUUACAACCCUGCCAACCCGCACAACGUGUACAUGCCUAUGGAUCAGCCACCUCCUUAUACACCUCCUGAGGAUAAAAAGAACAACUAACAGAACCAGCCUCCCAUGCUCUUUCCCUGAAGACAAUUUGGCUGUCACUACUACCCCUUGGGUUAGCGUAUCUCUAGGUCUCUUUAUGUAUAUACAAUGUACGUAGUCUGGGCUGCUGAGCAGCUGCCCUCCUUAAACAUUCAGUCUGGCAAUACAAGGCAGAGCAGCAGCACUUCUUGCUUCUCUGCUUCAUCUCAUGAGGUCAAAACACUAAGUUUUUGGUCUGCCCUUGGCUUGAGCGAAGAGAUGGAUUUCUUCAUAAAUCAGCAAACCACRUCAUUAAUCUAGGAGUAAAAUAUGAAGGCUCUUGGAGUGGAACCCUUUGGAGUGGCAGCCUUUUGACUCCUUCAAGCACCAGCCAAGAGGCAAGGUAUAGACAGCCAUGAAGUUCCUCAUGUAGACCCUUGGGAGUCCCAGAAGGGUGUUAAAUUUCCUUAAAUUCUGGCACCGUUCAGUGUGAGAUGGGACUCUGGAAAUCCUGUGUCAUCCURGAAGCAUGUGUUCAUGUCCUGGACUAACAGUCAUGGGGUCAUAAACUUGAGAAACGCAUCCCGAGAGACGCUUAGUCAUUUGCUAGUGUGAGUGGGAAAGGGAUGGGCCCCGACACGCAGAGGCCAAAUCCAACAGCACAGCCAUAAGAACUGUGAAGGGCUUGGAUAUAUCAUCCUACUGCAUUUUGGCAGCAAGAAGAGCUUCUGGGCAGAGACGUGUCUGCUUUGAAUGCAGCAAAACCCUCUGCUGAUACUUCUCCAUCUCCUUUCCUAGUUAGCCUUGCAGAACGGGGCGAGCUGCUGCACUSGCUGGUGUCCGGGGAGCCCGCGCUGGCUGUUGUCUCUGCUCCU
Molecule: messenger RNA, 1679 nt
Organism: Nothoprocta perdicaria
Lineage: Eukaryota; Metazoa; Chordata; Aves; Tinamiformes; Tinamidae
Gene: WBP2NL
Product: WBP2 N-terminal like
Exons: 8
Coding region: 1-837 (278 amino acids)
Biological process (GO): positive regulation of DNA-templated transcription
Cellular component (GO): nucleus
Molecular function (GO): chromatin DNA binding; transcription coactivator activity
Source: RefSeq, a predicted model, not a curated record